UACAUCCAAUGGACAAAAGCGCAACGAUCUCCCUCUGCGCCUCCUGCGACGCUGCCUUCGCCUAUCAUCCCGAACUCGGUUCAUCACAAUUCACGCUAGACGCCCUCCGGACGGGAGGGGUGCCCGAUACGGAGGAGUCUAUCGACAUACAGGAUGCAAUACAACGCGCAGAACGUGAGCUCAAGCGCUUUGACCCAGAGAUCGACCGCUUGCUCGCCAUCGUAUUUCGCCUCCGAGCACAAAAAGGGGCAGUCGAAGAACUCCUGGCCCAUCGUCGCGCUUGCUUCUCCCCUUACCGCCGUCUACCUGUCGAGCUGCUGCGCCAAAUUAUGGUCGAUGCAUGUGCUGACUCCGCCUUGGAGUAUAGUGCGCCUGCCGGCGUCUCACAUCCAAUCUCCUAUUACACGGCGCUCAGCAUCAGCCAGGUCACCCAGCGGUGGCGCAACAUCGCACACGCCACGGCGGAGAUAUGGGCACCGCUGCUGCGCGUCAAACUCACCAAUACCAUGGAUCGUGAAAUAGGCAAGAUCGAAUCUGACAGGGUAGCGAUGGUCCUCCAGCACUACUUUCACUUUUCGCGGUGUACGCCAUUUGACAUACACCUCGCAACUACUCAUAGUACUUGGAUUCCUCGGCAAUUCGGAGGAAACAGUUUCGCUCUUGAUGAUAUCAUAUCCACCGCGUCUCGCUGGAGGACAUGCAAGCUUCCGUAUAUUCAACUUGCAGAGAUUGACCAACAAAUCGCCCGCUACACAUUGCAUGAAUUGGUCAAGGUCGAGAUUGUACCCAGCAUAAUGGCGGUCGCUCGCGAUCCAGACCUCAAGAUCGUCAGCUUUGCCAGCACUACAAAAUUGCGCUACUGGGACGGGCCGAUAGCGAACACGCAGCUUCGUUGGGAGCAGCUUACUACCCUCAUCUCGACGAGCAGGCUGUCUCUUGCAGCGUGGGUACCCAUAUUGCAGCGCUGUCAGCAGAUCGAAGUACUCAAAAUGCGUGUCGGCGAUCGACAUGGAGGGGACGCGCUGCCCGCAAUACAGCGUGUCCACCUUCCACGGCUGGCGCAUUUUGCGCUUCACCUUGCCGAUGACCCCAGAGCGCUGGCGUACCUUUUCGCUUGUUUUGACACUCCUCUGCUGCGAGUUCUGCAGCUCUCCGCCCCUCGAGCCUCGGGAAGUGACUUGCUCAGGCAUUUCCGCGAGGAAGGCUGGCCGCAUGAGCAGUUUGAUGCCUUCAUCGAUCGCUCUGGAUGCACCAUCCGCCACUUGGCCUUGCAGAUGCUGCCAAUUUCCUGCACGGACGUCGCGGCGCUGUUUCAAAGGCUGCCCGGUCUCACCAACCUCCAGAUCAUGCAUACGGAGAGGCGGGAUCACUUGCGAGGGCCAACGGACGUAGCCGACCCGGCAGAAUUCUUCGUCAACGACGAUUUCUUGCGACAGCUUAUGGCCGUCGAUGGUGGAGAGCCUGCUAUCCUGCCCCAGCUCAAGCACCUCAUGCUGGCAUGCCUGUUCCGCUGCAACUUGACCUUGUUGGCGGACAUGAUUCGCUCGCGAGUCGACGUACCGAUUGAGACAUUACGUUUACAUCUGGCGGAGAGCUCGAUUGCGCCUAACAAAGAAUUCAUCGCUGGGUUGUUUGCGCAGGUCGGGAAGGGUAUGCUUUUCAGCCAGCACCAGCGUUAUGCAGUGCGCGAACAGAUGAAGUGGCUACGCGGAGAGGACGCAGAUGACUUUGCUACUCUCGGUCAAUUUCCUGACUUUUGGAGUAGCUGA
Molecule: messenger RNA, 1769 nt
Organism: Schizophyllum commune H4-8
Lineage: Eukaryota; Fungi; Basidiomycota; Agaricomycetes; Agaricales; Schizophyllaceae
Exons: 1
Coding region: 9-1769 (586 amino acids)
Source: RefSeq, a predicted model, not a curated record